AUGGACUGGAUUGGAAAUCUGACUAUAACGGUAACGAUUUCGAUCCUUGGUAGUAUUUUACUUGUGAUUCGUGUCAUUGGUAAACGGCUUCGUAUAGUUCAUAACUUUUCAUGGCGACGAAAUCGACGUAUGGUUAUUCAACUGUUGUCUAUUUCUGUGUUCUAUAUUAUUAUUUGGGUACCGAUUAUUGUUUGUUUUCUUAUGGUACUGUAUGCACCAAAUCCAAUAGUAUUAAAUCUUAGUGUAUCUUAUCUGAAUUAUUAUCAAUAUAUUUGUAUGCUUCUUUAUCCAUUAAUAUGUCUUACAGGUUUAAAAGAAGCGCAAAAACCAUUAAAGCAACAAUUUUAUCGGUGGGCAAUGUUUCGAACGAAUAAUAACAGGAUUCAACCAACUGGCACGUAA
This is a messenger RNA of Rotaria sp. Silwood1, 402 nucleotides long. NCBI's taxonomy places the organism in Eukaryota, Metazoa, Rotifera, Eurotatoria, Philodinida, Philodinidae. The record is from the annotation of a GenBank genome assembly.